AGGAGUUCAGCGUAAAGUGAUGGAUGUGUAUGAAAACGCACACUACGUACAUUGUUACGCACAUCAGCUCAAAUCUGGUAAUGCAGCAAGCCACCUCAAAGAUACCCAAAGUCUCCACAUUUUUUUCGGAGCUAGGUGGAUUUUGUGCAUUUUUUUCAAGGUCGCCCAAACGGACCAGCGUGCUUGAUGAUGUUGUUGGCAGCAGACUUCCGAGAGCGUGUGCAACAAGAUGGAACUUUCACAGUCGCUCAGUGAACACUGUAUAUGAGCACAGGGAUGAUCUUCUUAAGUGUUUUAAGACCAUUCAGGACUCUGGGAACUUUGAUGCUGUGACUGUGAGAGAAGCAGGAGGGUUUGUGAGGAUGCUGGAGGAUGGUACAUUUUGCUUUUUUCUCCAACUAUUUCACAAAAUCAUGCCACACGUCGACAUGCUCUUUCAGCAGCUUCAGAAACGAAACAUUGACCCCAUCUUCAUCAAAGCUGCCAUCUCUAAGUUUGCCGACAGCAUUAGAAACAUCAGGUCUUCCAUAUUCACUGUGCAAGAGGAGAUUCCAGCUGCCAAGCGAGAGAGGACACUGGGGCCCGCAGAACAACAUCGGAUUGCUAUUGAGAGGAACGAUAUUCAAAUGCUAAUGAGCUCGUCAGCUCAGGAUUGGUCGGCUGUGUUGCUGCUCAGAUCAUUUAAAGCCUCCACAGCUCACAGAUUUCAGUAGAUCUCUUCUGAACGGACUGAAGUCACCUCAACAAACUCACGGACUUAUUUUCUUUCUGGAAAAAUCCCCAUUUGGAGAUAUUUGGGCACUGAAAUGGCUUCUGAGAGGGCUCUUUCACCAGAGCGGUGCUGGGAGGUCUUGGAGUCUGCUGAAAAUGACGUCUUGAAACACAUCAAUAACCUUAUGAGCGACUGGAGAUGCAUCAGAGAAAUGACGAGGGAGCAGGAGCUGCUGCUGGUGUAUUUCCUGGAGGCUUUAGUGAUGCUGACGUUCCUCCAAGAGCCAGAAGUGGUGAAGAAAAUGACUGUUUCUGAUUGGCUGAAGCGGACAUGCACCGAGGGAAAUGAUGAGCGAGUUAUGGUGGGAGUGGACGAGUGCAAUGCCUUCUUUGUCCUGUCAAAGCAGGAGGAAGCGUGGUUUGACGUUUACUACCAAUAUCUGCGUUCAGUGAUGAUCAAGAGGAGACACAGAAGAUGCAGUUUAGAUGAAGCAGAGAAAUUCUUCAUGUACUCUUCGGGGAAUCCGGUUGACAAUCCCUGUGAGGAUCUAAAGAAGCUGCAUGACGAGUAUCACCUCCCAAGCGUCACCACUGAUAUGGUCAGAUCUUCGGUACACACUGCUGUGCACAGAUUGCAUUUGACGGAUGAUGAGAAACUUUCAAGUCCAGCUGAAGCGCCCGAGGCUGAAUGGAUGAAUGAAAACAUAGCUUUCUACUUGCUGAAGAUGUCACAUCCAGUAAUGGUACAUGCAGCGCCUCCAGAAUUAGCUGCACGGGUGCAAAUCUCAAGGAAAUUUGAGAGCGAUUGCCACUCGCUUUGGUGCGUGACUCAGAAGAAACUCCGUGAGCGUCUUGUACUUGAUACGUUUGGUCCACGUCAGCCAUCUGAGAGCAAAGUGCACAGCUGGAUUGAGAAGCAGGGAUGGAUGGAGAACGUGCCAGAUGCUGCUGAAGUUGUGAAGAACUGGAAGCCUCCACGAAGCAUCCAGGCUCCGACAGACAGUAACUCGAUCCGUCGGAUGAGCCGCAGGCAGUGCUGGAAAGGUCUGCAGCUGAUGGCAAGGGUCUCGGGGUCGUCACCAGCAGGCGGUUUGCUUGCGGAGAGGUGAUCUGUGACUUCCACGGCCGGCUGAUCUCCAGGGACGAGGGACUGGAAAUCCAGCAGAACAAUCAGACACAAGCUGGACAUCUGUUUUUCUUUACCAGCAAGAACGGACAGGACAUGUGUUUGGAUGCUCAUGAGGAGCGCUGCGACUGCCAUCCAAACAAAACAAAUUAAUCACUCUGCCAAACACGCCAAUCUCACUUUGUGGAGGAUGAACUGGUCAUACUUUUCUUGGCCGCACAGGACAUUCAGACCGGUGAAGAGAUCCGCUAUGACUACAGAGACAACAGAAGGUCCUACGCUGGGGACGGUCUGGAUCUGACACCAUCCUAACAGAAGAUGGAUAUUAUCUGGAAUAAUGCGUAGGCUUUUAGGAAAAUAUUCAUAUAUGGAUGGGACUUAUUGGUUUUACAUUAAUAUUGCGACAACAGAUGAUUUUAUAUAAAACAAUUUCACCUGAAGACCAUCAAUAAUUGGACUGUACAUUACAAACAAAUACACAAACAACAAACCUAGAAUUUUAUAUAAUAAUUCUCAUCUAUUGCUACAAAGAGUUUAACUUUUCUAUGCAGUUAUAAAAUAGCAGUUAUAUUUGGUUGUGUUCUCAUGUUUUCUUUACUUUUUCCAUUUGCUUCAACAGUUUAUUUUUAUUGUAAAGUAAAGCUAUAUAUUGUUGGUUUAGGAAAAAACAAUUGUUCUGCUUCAUGUUUAUAACAAGUCUCAGUUAGCUUAACGCAGUACACAGCAAGUUUUUUUUAAUUUUUAUUAAAUAAUAAAGAAAACAGAAUAAAAUUAUUUUUCAGAAUUUGCUUUUUGUUCAAGCAGUUAGCAAAUGAAUAGAGUGCAAGUCUAAAAGAGGCAAGUUUUUUUUUUAAAGAAUAGAAUUAGAAUAGAGAUUGCUAGAGUUAGAGGGUCAAUUAAAGAUGGAAGAGAUGUGUUUUUAGCCGAUUCUUGAAGAUGGCUAAGGAUUCAGCUGCUCGGAUUGAGUUGGGCAGGUCAUUCCACCAGAUGGGAACAGUUAAUGGAAAAGUCUGUGAAAGUGAUUUUGUGCCUCUUUGGGAUGAACAAUAAAGCGACGUUCACUUGCAGAACACAAGCUUCUAGAGGCACAUGAGUCUGAAGUAAUGAAUUUAGGUAAAGGGGUGCAGAGCCAGGUUUUGUAAAAUUAAUCUUGCAGCUGCGUACUGGAUUAAUUAUAAAGGUUUGAUAGAACUGUCUGGAAGACCUGCCAAGAGAGCAUUGCAAUAGUCAAGUCUGGACAGAACCAGAGCUUGAACAAGGAGUUGUGAAGCAUGUUCCGAAAGAAAGGGCCUGAUCUUCUUGAUGUUGAAUAAAUCAAAUCUGCAGGACCGGGCAGUUUUAGCAAUGUGGUCUGAGAAAGUCAGCUGAUCAUUAACUGUAACUCCAAGGUUUCUGGCUGUUUUUGAAGGAGGGAUGGUUGAUGUGUCUAACUGGAUGGUGAAAUUGUGAUGAAACGAUGGGUUUGCUGGAACCACAAGCAGUUCUGUCUUGGCAAGGUUGAGUUGAAGGUGAUGGUCCUUCAUCCAGCAAGAAAAAGCAGCUAUCGUCGGAUCAUCAGGAUGGAAUGAGAGUUUCAUUUACCCAGUAAAGUUGUAAGCAUAACUCUAGAGAGAAAAAGUAAAGAAACUUUUGAAUAACACUUCCUAAGGAUUUUUAUUGAAUUAGAAUACUGGGAUAUUUUUUUUCCCCUCUUUUUUUUUUUUUUUUUUUUGGCUCUAUUAAACUUAUUUUGAAAACAUACAAAACAAGGUGUCAUCACUGGAACAGUAAUAAUAAUGGAAGGUGGAACUGCAGACUUCCAAUUCAGGAGAAUCAGUCGUCUGGCCAAUAAGGUUGCAAAAGCUACACUAUCAGCCUGCAGUUAGUUUGAUGGUGUCUGGUACAUCCCAAACACUGCCAUUAGAGGGUUAGGGUCUAUUUGUAAAGACAAAAUGACUGAAAAACACCUAAAGAGUCUCCCCAAAAGUCAAACAAUUUAGGACACGACCAAAAGGAAUGCAGUAAGGUGGCUGGUUCACUUGAACAACGAAGGCAUGUUGAAUCAAAAUCUGGGAAUAUUUUAUUAAAGUUCACUCAAAAAUGAAAACUAGCCUGUUUUACUCACCCUCGAAGCAUCCUAGAUGUAUGUGACUUUCUUCUUUCAGACAAAUCCAGUCGGAGUUAUAUUAAAAAUUGUCCUGGCUCCAUCUGUUGAACAGUCGGUGGGUGUUUCUGUUGAACAGUCCACAAGAUGUCAAAUAAAGUGCGCGCUUCCAUAAUAAAACGUGCCUCACACGGCUCCGGAGGGUGAAUAAAGGCCUCCUGUUACAAAUCCAUGCGUUUUUGUAAGAAAAAAUAUCCAUAUUUCAAUAGAUCUGCUUGUUCUGGAGGGUUUUAUGUUUUAUAUUUCUUCUGCCUUAUAGGGAUGAUUUUAAGCAUAUUAUUGUAUAGCAGCAGCAUACAUAUUUCAUUGUUUACAAUUGAGAAUUUAAAAUGUAGAAACAGGAUUACACUUAAAUAAAUCAUUAAACUGUUGUUAUUCAUUACAAAAUGAGAGGUUCAGUGCUGCUUAUGGCAUAAAUAUGAUAAAAGGAAAAUAGAAAACAAAUUAAAAUAGAAACUAAAC
Molecule: messenger RNA, 4442 nt
Organism: Onychostoma macrolepis
Lineage: Eukaryota; Metazoa; Chordata; Actinopteri; Cypriniformes; Cyprinidae
Exons: 9
Coding region: 807-1820 (337 amino acids)
Source: RefSeq, a predicted model, not a curated record